AUGGGCUUGAAAACGGUGGUUUUGACGGCUCUUAGCCUUGUCGCUUUCACAAAUGCCUCUGCCAUUGACGCACGGUCUACUAAGCCAGUAAACACUCAAUACUACAACUCAAAGACCUCUCAAUACUACGUUGAGCCAAAAGGUAUCCCCGAGGUUGCUUUUGAUGUCGGUGAGAGCUAUGCUGGACAGAUCCCAGUCGACUUGAAGAAGACCAGUUCCAAAGACCCAAAGUUUUUCUAUUGGUUCUUCCCAACUGUCAACCCAGCUGGCAAGGAUGAUGUUGUUAUUUGGUUCAAUGGCGGUCCUGGAUGUUCUUCUCUAGAAGGCUUCAUCCAAGAGAACGGCCCCUUCAAAUGGCAGUACGGAACAUACAAGCCAGUUCCAAACGCAUGGUCAUGGCACAAACUGGCUAAUGUUAUUUGGGUCGAAUAUCCCAUUGGCACAGGCUUUUCAACCGGUCAUGUCACUGCUCACAACAACACGGAAACAGCGGAUGAGUUCGUCAAAUGGUGGAAGAAUCUAGUCGACAUCUUCAGCCUGCAAGGCAAGAAACUCUACGUCACCGGUGAAUCCUAUGCCGGUGUCUAUGUUCCUUAUGUCGGCGCUGCCAUGCUUGAUAAGAAAGACAAGGAGUACUACGACGUUCAAGGCGCCUUAUACUAUGAUCCCGUCAUGCCGUACGCUGACGAGCUUCACCUUGACAAGGCAGCUUUUCCAGCUUUCUUUAGACAUUGGGAGAGUGUUUUUGCUAUCCCCAAUAAGAACAAGAAGAUCCUUGACAACGACAACGAGAAGUGUGGGCUGGAUAAGUACCGUGAAGCGCAUUUGACAUACCCCCCUCCUUCAAAGCCUUGGAAGGCUGUUCAGACCAAAGGAUGCGACAUCACUUCUCACUUUGAUGAGAUCAUCCCUGUCAUCAACCCCUGCUUCAAUGUUUACCACGUCCAAGACACAUGCCCUGUUCUGUGGGACAUCUUGGGUUUUCCUUCGGUCGAGUACAAUCCCCCCGGUGCUACAAUCUACUUCAACAUCCCUGAAGUGCGAAAAGCCAUCCAUGCCCCCGCUGCGCCAAAGAACUGGACAUCUUGUUCCGGCCCUGUCUUCAUCAACGAUGACCCACACUAUGAUCCAGCCGAGCACGAGAAAAAGUUCCAAACGCUGGUCGAAAAGACCAACAACGUCAUCAUCGGCUCCGGAAUGGCUGACUACAUCAUCACGUCUAACACGACAGCUUUGGCGGUACAGGGUCUUACAUGGAAUGGCAAGCAGGGAUUUCAAAAGGCACCCAGCGACGAGUUCGUUGUGCCGAUCAUCAACAACACUGCUUCGAACACGGAGAACUGGGCUGGUGGUAGUGUGCAGGGAGAGGUUCACUCGGAGAGAGGAUUCACUCUUGCUACAGUUAAGACGAGUGGACAUAUGGUGCCCCAAUACGCGCCUCCCGCGGCUUUUAGACAACUUGAGCAUUUACUUGGAAGAGUUGAGUCGUUGACAGAGCCAGAGCCGUUUUCGAUUAACAUUUCUACUUCUUUCAAGUGGCCGUACUAG
Molecule: messenger RNA, 1548 nt
Organism: Fusarium venenatum
Lineage: Eukaryota; Fungi; Ascomycota; Sordariomycetes; Hypocreales; Nectriaceae
Product: Alpha/Beta hydrolase protein
Biological process (GO): proteolysis
Molecular function (GO): serine-type carboxypeptidase activity
Source: RefSeq, a predicted model, not a curated record